UUGUGUUUCAGGGCCCCGCAGACGGCGCCAUGGGCCGGACGGGCUACACGUGCGUCCGCCGCACGCUCUGCUGUUACAACCUUCUCUUCUGGAUUCUCGGCUGCGGCGUGACGGGCGUGGGCGUGUGGCUGCACGUGGCGUACGGCGGCUACUCGACGCUUCUCCCCACCCACCGGGUGCUCAGCGCGGACGGCCUGUGCCUCACCGCGGGCGCCAUCACCUUCCUCGUGGCCUUCCUCGGAUGCUGCGGCGCCUGGUUCCAGAGCCGGUGCAUGCUCGCCACGUACUUUGUGCUGGUGAUCCUCAUCUUCCUGCUUGAGUUUGCUGCUGGAACUCUAGGCUUCAUCUACCGUCGGCAUAUUGGCCAGUCACUGAUGGAAGAACUGAAGGUGGGUAUCGAGCACAAAUACGACCCAGACAGCGACAAUGGGCUUGCCGAGCUCUGGGACCAGAUACACACAAAGUUCGAGUGUUGUGGUGUCCACAGCUACCGCGACUGGCACCGCAUCUCAGCGUGGCCUAACGAAGAGUGGGUGCCCCAGUCGUGCUGCCUGGAGGAAUUUGUCAAUGGCACAGCCUGUGCCACUUCCAAGAACCCGCGUCUCAUCCACGAGGGGGGCUGCUACCGCAAGCUGCACCUGUGGAUCAUGAAGCGGCUCUACAUUGUGGGCAUCGUGUGCAUGAGCUUUGCCUUCGUCCAGCUGUUUGGCCUCAUCUCAGCCAUGCUGCUACUCUGCACAAGUGCCGAGAAGAAGAAAAAGAAAAAAUACAACUCGAGGUACAUCCAGUAUGCGGCAAUGGUCUGAACAGGCUGCACGUUGGCCUUGUAGGGUCGCCCAUGGAGACAGCGCCAUUGGGAAAUGGUGCUUCAAGCCACCACGACUGUUUGUAUCAAGUGCAUGCAAGAAUGCAGGCAAGAUGAUCCCACUGCUGCUCAGCAGUCAUUUCAAGCAGGAAAGCGUUGCAUUCGUGACUGGUCAGUGGUGACCAGGGCCAGCUACUGUUAUGAACAGAGGCAGUUUGAUAGCUGUGUGCCCAUCCUACUGCUGCUGCAUUCUGACUUUGUCACAAGCCACGACCCAUUCGAGUUCCAGCGCUCCAUUUCCACAGGCUGUGCAGGCGUCGCUUGGGUGUGGGGCCUGCCUUCUGUCGACAAUGUGCACACAUUGUCCUCUGUGAUGUGUGUGUGUGUGUGUGCGCGCAUUAAUUGAAGACGUUUCAUGUGCAUCCAUCACAGGGGAACCCGCGACAUUGUUUCUGGAUGUAUUUGUUGUUAAGGGGCUCACUAUCGCAUUUAUAACUUUUCAGGCGAGCUAUAAGUUUCAACUAGGAGGGACCUUCUUGAAUGUGACGGAAGGCAUUGCUUCUUUCAUUCAUAUAUUUCUAGUUCAUUUUUUUUUUUACUGUGCACACAUGAAAGUGAGCCAGCAUGGGCAGUUCUGUCUUUACAAAAGCUGCUGGUGUGAAGCUUUGCUAGGACACAGGCUCAUGGCAGCUAUGCAAGUUGGCCGGCGUGUUUUGUAAACAAGCGUUAAGAAUGCAUGCUGUUGGUGGCCGGCAGGUUCUUGCAGGAAAGUGAGGCAUGUAAACAUACCUCCUGCUGUUCUGUUCUGCCCUCAAAGUGUGAACGGUGCCUACGUUGCUCUGCCCAUCGUGUACAAAUCUUACUGUCUCCAUGCUGAGCGCUGUGCCAUGUAACACUUCUCUUCUUUUUUUGUUUGUGUGAGCGUUUGUUGGAGGUAAUUGUCCUGUCUUGGUUUACGAAUGCAUUGACAGAAUUGCCAUCUCUUUUUGUUUGGGAUUUUCGAUUCCUUUUUCUUUCAACAUACAGUCAAAGUGAAGUCUUAUUCAAUUUUCAAAUAUUUGUUAUUAGAUGCAGUAUAAGUUAUUAUAAGCAUGCAUUUGAGACAUGCAGAUUUUGUCGCAUCAAUCUUGAAUUUAUUGCCUUAUGUAAAAAAAAAAUUCUGUCAGUGGGAUAUUAUUAUCACAAAGUUGUAUUCAGAAUGAAAAACACCAUUGUUAUAUCGUAUACCAAUUAUAAGUACAUCUUUGUUACAUUCUGUUAUUUGCCAGAAGAAAAAAAGAUGUGUGUUUAUUGUGUUAUAUUCUAUAAUUCUUUAUAUGCAUGCUUACAAUGUGAGGUAUUGACUGUUUAGGGUGAAUGGAAGGCUCUGCACUUGCAGAUCAAUGAUUAUGGGGACUGUUGGCAUUGUCUGUCAAAGAGCACGUUUCGCAUAAGUGGUGGUGGCUUCCGUGUUUUGGGCACUGGACUGCCGAGGCAAGCUCUAAUGUCGAAGAUCGGGUGGGACGCUCUUUAUAAUGAUAUUAAGCUAAAGCUCACAUAGUGAGUAAGUUAAUGAUUAUUAGGCAUGUGAGAGAACAUAAGUUGAGCGUAAUUGCAUUCUGUAUUACUGUAUUUGUGAGAAGAGCUUGCAAUGCACAUUUAGACAUUUUCACCGUCUAUCGCGGCAUUUCAUUUGAUGCGCUGCUGGAAGACCACCUCAUUUCGUGCUGUAUCACAAAGGCUUGCGGAAAGUGAAAAGCGUGCUUGUCGCAUGUUUGAAACAUGCUCUUUCAUUUGUUUUGCCUUUUUUUUUGGACUCAGGUGACUGUACCACUAUGUUCUCUUUUCGAAUAGUGCUACUAAGUUUAGCAGGUAUUUAACUAUUUAACUGGAAGGCUGCCCUUUUUUAUUUUAUUGGAAAGUGUUGUUAGCAGCAUUUAGUAUUGCUUCGCAGCUACAUGAAAGCAAUGCAGCCGGCUUGCCGUGUGGAUAGAAGAUAACAGUUUAGGACGUUUCCUUAACAGUGAUCUUCAUUUGGUAAAUUUCUUUUUUUUUAUGCUCUCUAUUUUUCGCAGCUACGAUUUCUACAAAGGGAACAAUAUUACCGAGUGUCGCCUGUUGCAGCUAUCUAGGCAUGCGUGCGUGCCCAGCUUUUUAUACAUUCCACGUUUUUCACUUCCAGCUUCAUCGUGUUUUGCUUGAGCUCCUCGAGUGACGUUUUGCUACGCCGUGAGAUGCAUUCUUGCUGGUAGUCUUUAUUUUAUCUUCUUUUUCCCAACAUGUUGGGCAGGAGCGUUUCCUCUCACGCACAGAAAUAUUCAGGCUAGUCUAAUGUGAGCGGGGGCUGAAACACAUUCCAUUUGUGCACAUAAAGAAGAGAGCGAUAGUAACGCCUGCGUGCAAAGCUUGCGUAGUCUCCUCUUGUGCCUCACUUUCUGUCUCCAUCGCCGAGCAGUAGAUGGUAAACGUUAUGGUCCUUAAUGAAGACUCUGAAAGGGGGUGUAAUGCUUGUGCAGCUCAAUAAUUUACAUCGCUUAGUUUGAAGCUAGUGAAAUAUGUCAUUUCAGCCACAUACCUGCACUCGUGCGCGUAUUUGUAUGGGCAGUCGUUAUGCUCCAGAGUAGUCCUUGUGGUGAGGCAAGCAGCCACUGCAGUGUUGCUACAAGAGGCGUCAUGCUUCGAAAAAAGAGGCACCGAUUAACCCCCACACUGCACUGCCAUUGUGUGGAUACUGUUGACAGUAAAGCACAAGAAAAAGAGGCCGUCCAACUCACACCAGGAACUACUAAUUGGAGCUUUUUUUUUUUUCAAAUCGGCGUAGUUCUUCUGACCGAUUUCUGCAGCCACUGGUAACAGCGUAAGCUGUUGAGAGGACCCUUCAUCUUCUCGUUACGCGUACUGCGAUGACGCAAUAGUAAAAGUCGAUAGCUCCACAAUAUUUUUUGUUUGUUUGUCGGAGAGGACACGGUGAUAGUCACUGCUUGGACUGUGGCUACAGUGAUGACAGCUUCGGUCGCCAGGUCUGUUAACUGGGCACAAAUGUACAAGUCUUGCUCACUUUCUGCAGUCUCAGAUGCUGUGCCACAACUGUACGCUUUAAGUGCAUGUAUAACUUGCCUUCCUACUAACUCCAAAGCAAGAGUGUGCUGUUGUGAGUGAGUUCCUUCAAAGUCAAAUAGAUGUCGGUAUCUUCGGAAUGUUUUGCAUCCACUCGCUGCACCACAAACUCGCGUGUAAUAGGCGAUCGAGAUUUCAUCCAAGCAGUUAGCGGGAGGCCUAUUGCCUGGAAGGUAAAUGAGGGGUGAAGGGAACUUGGGCAUGGGAGGGUAGGCAGCCGGUUUGUUGGUGUCAGGCCUAACUUUCACGGCUUUCUUCUCGGGGAACACGUGAAGCCAUCGUGACCUUGCCGCUGUGAGUGGUGUAAGAACAGUGUUCGCUUAUAACUCUUGUUGAGCAUUGUUAAGAAAUGGCAAGUUUUAAGCACUGCCAUUCCUUUUCUCUGCAAUGCUAAAGUUGGGCGUAGUAAGAACCACUUGUACCUCGCAUCUCGAUGUAUUUUUACUAUGCUGGCAUAGUAAUAACCGACACAACUGACGACAGCGCUCACUUGUCUAGUGACUUGCUAGAAGUAUCGAUGUUAUUUGUGGACACUAUUCUCCUCAGUCACUGUAACCACUGCCUCGGCAUGAAACACGCAUAUAGCAACACUAUAUUUACUGUUGAACGAGCACACUGAUAUCUUGUCCUUUUUAUUUAUGGGGACACAUACUGCCGCACACGGAUGCAUAUCUAUAUUUAUCACUUUUCAUUGCAUGCAAGCCAUAGUGAGACACGUGGUUCCUGCAGGGGAAUCCAGGCCGACUGCUGUGUUAUGCGUUGUAUACUUGAUGAAUGUCGCUCAAAAGAAGGAACGGCUUCGCCGCUUUUCGACACUCUGAAGUGAUGUGAUGCUGGAGGUCUGUCGUAUGCGUAUCUUGCCUUAUGACGUUUUCACGCACUUACCUUGUUCUUGUGAAUUUUUUUUCUCGUUUUUUUAGCAUGGCUACUGCAGCUGAAGUUUUUUUGUUUUCUUGACUGCAACUAAGUUUGAAUAGAUUCCCCUUAAAAAUGAGGUCUGCUUGCCAUGCCUCCGUUGUCGGGAUGUCUUUACAUAUGAAAUGUGCCUCGGAAUUUUGUCCUUGCUUUGAUGCUUUCUUCGUGCUAGGUAAUAAUGUCACUGUGCUGCCAGAUUAGAUAACUAUGCUGUAGGCUUUAUGAAGACAGAUCUGUUCUUUGUCGUUCUUUGUCCUUUCAACUUUUCUUUCUUGAGUCCUCUUUAGUCAUGAACGCUUGGGGUCCAUGACAUUUCUGUGGAAUCAGAUAUAAUGUGGUUGUAGUUCUUAACGUCAACAUUUUUUAUCAGCUAGGGAUGCAAGGCCGUUUGUUAUAGUUAAGCUGCCAACGAGUAACUGCCUUGUUUUUCUGAUUGCCGUCUCUAGGUGUGCUUCCCCCUGUUGGGCUCAUAGUGGUAACAGUCCACAGAGUGGACCAUUCUCGUGUAAAGCUAUUGGAAUGCCUUUGAGAACAGCGAAUUCUACAUAUUUGUCAUGUGUGUGUACGCGUGUAUCAUUUUUUUCUCACUCGACACAGCUGUCAAACGCACAUGGCUCAAUUUGCUGCAUUCAUUGGAUCUUUUUCCUCGUGUUUCUGCCGUUUCGUUCUGUCACAUACAUCUGCACUGCAAGGAACAUAUUUUUUGAAAGUCAUAUCUGUGUAGCAAGCCUCUUGGUUUUUUGCUUGUCAAUAAUCUGAUGGUUUACACCCUGAGUGAGAAUCCGGAAAAAAACACUGUUUUAUUGCAUAGUGGAUUUGCCCACUCCUACUGUGCCCUCUUAUCUAGUGUGUCCUGUCGUGGUCGUCAUUCAGCUAGGACUGCCUCAGGCUUUCAAGUACAUGAAGACACAAAAUAUGCAUGAUCCUACUUCGUCGCUGCAGCUGCCUUUUUCUAGGAUCUUCAGUGUCUGUCACGACAUGCAAAGUUGAGCAAAAGAGCUUACGCUCACGUAUGGUGAUGCCACAAUUUGAACUGUUUGCGUCUGACUGCCUGUCACCGUUGAGGGUUCUCCUUGGUGUUUUUCUCACCCCCACAAUUCUUCGUGUGCUUCUUGACUCUUUGCUGCUGAUGUGACAGCCGAGGUGUCACCGCACUAUUGCUCCGAGGUGAAAACUGCAACGUUGCUGGUGCUAGAACCUUAUCACUUAUUUGCUGAAUGUUGCCAAACGAGAUAACCGGCUAUACGUGAAAAUGUCGCGGGUUCAAUCCCGGCCGCGGCAGUCGCAUUUCGAUGGAUGCGGAAUGCUAGAGGCCCGUGUACUGGGCGAUGUCAGUGCACGUUAAAGAACACCAGAUGGUCAAAAUUUCUGGAGCCCUUCAAUGCGGCGUCCCUCAUAAUCAUAUCGUGGUUUUGAGACGUAAAGCCCGAGAUAUUAUUAUUAUACGUGAAACUUAUCAACUUAUUAAUGGCUCAUUCACGCUCAGCUUUUGCCCAGAGUAUGCAUUUCACAGAAUGGUUCACUGUGCACACAGUUUUGUACAUUCAGGUGCAACAGUUACCCGCUUAUUCAGAAAAACCAGCUACCCAUUAUCUGCAGCGAUGAAAAAUGAACAAAUAUGGAAUUUGCGAGACUGGAACACUGUUGUCAUUUUUCACUGUAAGCAGUAAAAUACAACAUGUAGUGUGUUUUGUUCCAACAAUUCAACACACACUGCAACGGACUAACAUCGCGACAUAGAGACAGAACUGGGCCAGUUCUCUUGCACUGAGAUGAAAAUUUGUUCUGCAGACAGUAUACACAUUUCUGCCUUGCAGUGGAUGAAAAAAGGCAGUCACUGCGCCAAAUGCUUAUGUACUUCAUGCAUCAGUGAAAUGAGAUCUCAGCGCAAAAUUUGAGCACGAAUGAGCCUACGGUUUGUCAGAAUAGUGAUAUGUGCGUGGCACUCUUAUGUAGCAUUUUUGUAACAUGCACGAAGGUUUAUGCAUAUUGGCUACAAAUAAUGAGCGAAGCUUGAGGCUUUUCCCUAAUUUUUUUACUGCUCAUAUAUGCGCACUCGGCCGAGACGUUCGCUUUAGUUUUAGAAAUUAUGUGGGUUGAGUUUCCUUUGUCUGUCAAGAAGCUUUGUCUUAGUGUGGAACAAGAAACAAGCAAGUCGUUUUUCUCAAGCUGGAAUUGCAUUAUGCUUGUCAGAACUUUGUGGACCAUGCUAGACUGACGAUUUGACUGACGACGAUGCCGAUACUUCUUUACCUUGCAGUGCUCACUGCCCACACUUCAGCACGGUGAAGGAGUGCUGGACUGCUUGUCCAUCUUACUGUGUUUUAAAUAGUAGUUUGCAGUACUUUGUUUUCUUCCACAGCAUUCAGUAAUUUUACCUUCUUCGCUUGCCACAUGACAAGUUACUGUUGGUUACGGAACAUCGUUCACCUGUCAGUGCCUGAGCCACUUGUGGCUCUGCAUGCUAGGGUUUAUGCUAGAAGCAGUGUGCCGUAAGAUUCCCAUUUUUUCACAAUUGUUGCCUUGCUUUAAACAAGACGAAAUCCUAGUUCACUUGCACCAAAAUUUCAGUAAGCUUACUAUUCUCGUAGCACCUGUGCAGCCGAACUGCCAACAGCACGCUUCUGCAUUAUGUUGGUGCACGUCUGGCAUCCAUCGCAUUUUCAAGUGGUAUCUCAUCCCUGCGCGCGUCAGAGCAUGUGCUUUUAUGUGGGAGCAUGUUAGUCCAUGGCUGGCAACAUUGAUAGGACUAGACGUUUGGGUGUUGAGAAUGACAAUGCACAAUUUAGAGAUGACUUCUGGCACGUUUUCUGCUACACUGCUAGUGCGUGUCGGCAUCACACGGCAAAAUUUCUCUCCCCCCCCCCACCCCGAAUGCUUCGCAGUGGAUUCUACUUUGUAAUUUUUCAUUUGAAAAUUACUUCCUAGCAUAUUGCAUUUUUUUGUAAGAACUUUACAGCUAUCUGUGCAGAUUUACUGCUAGAAAUGUCGUAGUAUUUAGUUUAUGGAAGGCAGCUGUAAAUCAUACCUCACCAUAGUGUACAUGUUUACGUAUGCAUUCACAUUUUCUAUCUGCUCAUUACCGCACAGAGCACCGGGUACAGGCACCCGUGCUGGCACGUAACAGUGACGUACCCUGCUGUUGGCAUCAAAGAGGCUGUUUUCAUUACUGCUCGCACUGCUUUGCAAAACGGAAAUGAACGGGCAAUAUCUGUGUUUUCAUUUGACUCUUGCUGUUGUGUGUUGUACAGGGACAUUCAUCACUACACAGUAAAAGUGAGUCUACAGCAUGUUAAACUCUUAAAGGAAAUGCCAUACUAGUCAACUAAAGGCAGUAUAAAAGCAGAAUUGUUUCCAAUUUAGCAUGAGAAAUAGGGUUAUAUGUAAAUCAGACUUCCACGCAUAAGAAAAAUGCAGUCUAGAGGCUCUCAUGCCAAUUCUACUCUGCAGUAGAAGGCCUAUCAGAUGUUUCCUUUAAGGGUGACCCGUGCUGUGCAAAGAACAUGGCCAAGCCGGUAUUCGCUCCCUUGCAGUGUUGUGUUUACUAACAACCCUAAAGGUUGAUCAACUGCCUUGUCUGCUGGCCUGCAUCUUUCACUGUGUACGAAACUCGGGCUAGAUUGGUGGUGGUGGUGGUAGUAGUAGUAGUAGACGCAACGUCGCCUUGUAAGCCGAUAUAUAUCUCCUUGUUGAAGUUGUGAUGCUUCUGUGACUGACAGCAAACGAUUCAAAGUGUACGCACCUUUUUGGACCACUUUUAUGCUUUGCAGAUGCUCUGCACAAAAUGUGUAAUUGACACAUUGACAAAAUGUGUAAUUCACAUGUUGGUACAAUACUUGAAUGUUUUUACUAUGCAUUGAGCGCAUCCAUGUUGAGCUCAUAUUGCCUGCAUAUUGAGUGUGUAUUCUUUUCUUGAUAAUCGAAUCUGUGUGGAAAAAACCCAUUGUGUGCAAAGGCGUACGCGGAGAAAAAGAUCAGUAAUGUAAUGUCAUUAAUGUUUUGCGAGCUCAGCAUCAGUUACUUUUCAUGGCAUCCAAAUUUCCUGCCACCUAGUGGUGAAUUACACAGAACCCUAUCUCUCUCUUCCAAUUUUUAUUCAUUGAAGACAUCCUGUUUUAUACUUUCGGUGUCACCUUGAAUUUAACAUUCCAAAGCGUAUGAUGACACAGCUUGGGUCUUUUUUGGGUGUACGACUUUUUAUAUGUUAUUAUGCCUUUGUAUGCUUACGAGCGUCUUGUGGUGGGCGAACAUGUGACAGAGCUUUAGAAAGAAUGUUUACGAGGGAGCAGAAACGUCGUAUUUUUGAUAUAGCUUUCAAGGGGUAUCUGGCAUAUUGUCUAGUUUAAGUCUCGUUUGGCUUAACUAUAAAUCUAGCUUGCUUUUCUGAAAUGUUUUAUUUGUGCGUGCCAUUUUCUAGCGAAUAUGAGGCUAUGCAGAAAGACUGAAGGCAAAUGUUCCUGAAACAUAUCUUUACGCUUUUUACGAGGUUUCUCGUGUCAAUGAAAAGUACAAUGGCUUUGAAGUUGAUGUCGCUAAGUGAGUGUAAUGCUGGAUGGCACGUCAGCACAUAGAUUCUUUUUUUCAUGGCAGGGACACAGGAAUUCUAUGCCUCUCAUGCCUACAUAUAUGCGUUCUCCUCCGGUCAGCGACUGCAGGCAUAUCCCAAUGAUGACUACCCCGUGCAAAGUUGUCAAGUACAAAUUGCUCUCUUUUCUUCUUCAUAUGAAUAUAAUAGAUAUAUACAUACCAUAUAUAUAUAUAUAGAUAUGAAGAUUAUAUAUAUAUAUACACUCACAUAAAUGCCACCAUAUCUAUAUGGUUGUUGAAGUGAGAUAGGAAAUGAAGUUGUCACUAACUGUGCAUGUGUUUGCUAUAAAUGUGUAUAUAUAUAUACAUAAAUAUAAUUAGAAUGUGAGGCUGUAUCCAAGGAAAUGGCGAGGGCUAAAUAAAUAUUGUCUGUAGA
Messenger RNA from Rhipicephalus sanguineus (brown dog tick), 9779 nucleotides. Its product is annotated as tetraspanin-4. The coding region runs from base 30 to 806 and encodes 258 amino acids. Gene Ontology annotation, cellular component: membrane. The transcript is spliced from 8 exons. Lineage: Eukaryota; Metazoa; Arthropoda; Arachnida; Ixodida; Ixodidae. The record is from RefSeq and is a predicted model, not a curated record.